This is a messenger RNA of Cuscuta epithymum, 1048 nucleotides long. NCBI's taxonomy places the organism in Eukaryota, Viridiplantae, Streptophyta, Magnoliopsida, Solanales, Convolvulaceae. The record is from the annotation of a GenBank genome assembly.
CGUCCUUCCAACACACACAUAGUAUAUAUAGUGCCUUUCAAUUCCUUGGACACCCAAAGAAACCUUAUUCUAUUCUCCAUUUCCUAGUCACUCUUGGCUUUUCUCUGCCACUCUUUCUGUAUAUAUUAUAAAGUCGUCUUAUUGUCUACCCUCCAUAUCAAAAACAUUAAAAUGAGGAAGGUACGUACUUAUAAUCUGUUCUUAGCAUACUCUUACUUAUAGUAGAAGUAAAACUACAAAUUACCAUCUCUUAUUCAUUUGUUGAUUUACUUUGCAGCAAAAAGUAGUGAUUAACAUUAUUCUGAGGGAUGAGAAGGCUCGAAUCAAAGCCCACAUGAUUGCCGUUCGACAAUCGGGAGUUACUUCGGCAGCUGUGGAACAAGAGAAGGGGCAGAUAGAGGUAGUCGGUGAGUUUGACGCGGUGGCAUUGGUCAUCGAGUUACGAAAGAAACUUGGCUAUGCUGAUAUAGUGACAGUGGCCGAUGUGGUUGAGGAAAAGGAGGAAAACAAGGAAGAAAAGGAAGAAGAAAAGAAAGAAGAAGAAAAGGAAGAAAAGGAUGACAAAUCAAAACCUCAAAUUUCAACCACUAAUGGUCUUUACUAUUACACUUAUGCAGUUAAUGAUUAUGAUCAUGGAGGAGGAUGCACAGUGUUUUAAUUUUAAUCCGAUGUGGUGAAGGAUUAAUCCUUAGGCACCAUCAUAUGUUAAUUUGCCAAUCUUAGUUAUAUGCAAUAAGAGGAGUUUGCAAGAACUUGUAUUGUUUUCUUUUCAUGUUUAUCAUUUGAUCAGGCUUGGUGCCCUGGUCUAUAAGUUUGUUGGGAAAUGAAUUGGCUAUAAAUCCAGGCGUUGCUCUUUGAUGUAAAGAGUUGAAGGCAAAAAAGAGAGUCGAAGACCAUUGAAGGCAGGGUUGGUUGACUAAGUUGGAAGGUGUUUUGAUUCAGUGGAACAAUUAGAAUAAGAGGUUUUGGUACUUUUGUUUAUGUCAUCUUCUAUUUGAACUUUAAUGUUUGUUAUUGUCCGAUAACUUUAAUUGGUCUUGUUAAGCAA